Molecule: messenger RNA, 1416 nt
Organism: Closterium sp. Naga37s-1
Lineage: Eukaryota; Viridiplantae; Streptophyta; Zygnematophyceae; Desmidiales; Closteriaceae
Source: the annotation of a GenBank genome assembly
AUGGGAGAGCAGCAGCUAGGGGGGCAGCCGGGGGUGACCCGAGCACCCCAGGGCGAGCAGCAGGCAGGGGAGCAGCCGGAGGUGCCCGGAGCACCCCAGGGAGUGCAGCAGGCAGGAGGGCAGCCGAGGGUGCCCGGGGCACCCCAGGGAGAGCAGCAGGCAGGAGGGCAGCCGAGGGUGCCCGGUGCACCCCAGGGAGAGCACCAGGCAGGAGGGCAGCCGGGGGUGCCCAGGGCACCCCAGGGAGAGCAGCAGCUAGGGGGGCAGCCGGGGGUGACCCGAGCAUCCCAGGGCGAGCAGCAGGCAGGGGAGCAGCCGGAGGUGCCCGGGGCACCCCAGGGAGUGCAGCAGGCAGGAGGGCAGCCGAGGGUGCCCGGGGAACCCCAGGGAGCGCAGCAGGCAGGAGGGCAGCCGAGGGUGCCUCGGGCAACCCAGGGAGUGCAGCAGGCAGGAGGGCAGCCGAGGGUGCCCGGGAAACCCCAGGGAGCGCAGGAGGCAGGAGGGCAGCCGAGGGUGCCCGGGGCACUCCAGGGAGAGCAGCAGGCAGGGGGGCAGCCGGAGGUGACCGGGGCACCCCAGGGAGCGCGGCAGCCAGGGGGGCAGCCGAGGGUGCCCUGGGCACCCCAAGGGACGCAGCAAGCAGGGGGGCGAUCGAUGGACGACCAGGAGCAGCAGUUGGAGGAGUGGUGUCGACUUUUGGAGUUUGAUACCCCCAUGGCGACUGCGGAGGAGUCCGAGGCGGACGGCGAAUCUCCCAGGCCGCCUUCCCCAUGCCCCUGUUUUCCGUGUGACACGUGUUUCCAUACUUUCGCUACGCGAGGGGCCGCUGCGAACCACAUGAGGGUAUGCCGGGCGGCUGAGGCGGAGAGGCGUGCACAGGCUCUCGGCUCGAUUCCGUCUCUGGUGGAGACCGACACGCAGGAGCGACCGGCGCCGCGGGAGUUUGGGGACGAGGCGUGGGCUGGGGUCACGUCAUGGGAAUGGGAAACAUUUUUCAGUGUGGAGGCGGUUGGAGGGAGGACAGUGCGCCGGAUUCCACAGCGGGCCAGGUCGGGGGCUUUAGACGCGCUCUGUUGUAUCCUAAAGCGCUUGAAGAGCCAACCGGGGGAUGAAGCCGCUACCCUCCUACUCUUGGCGUUUCCGCGCCUCAUCCUGGCCGUGCCUCCCAAGCCAGGCAUAGGUCAGAAGGCGCAGAUCACAGAGCGGCUGGGUGCGUUCUGGGAGGGGAGGUGGCGGGAGCUAUUCGACUCUGCCAUGGUGGCAGCGCGGCCAGCAGUUCGCCCACUUUCCUACACUUGCUCUGACGAGGACCCGGACGCCAUCCGCCUAUCACGGUGCCGAUCUCGGUGCAAAGUGGGGGGAGUGGAGCCGUGGUUUGGCCUGCCUUACAGCAGGGGAGUUGGCUCGACCGUCUGA